UUAAAGCUGCAGACUGCAGUUGCGUACCUUUUUACUGUAUAUAUAUGUGUCACGUUAGUUUACUUACUUCGCUAAAUUACAUGUUUAAUUGUUUAAAUUAUCUGUUUCGAAGUACUCGGUAGACUAGCUAUCGAUUGUUUAAAGGUCAGCUAUCACCCUAUUGGGCCAGUUACAAAUUUCAGAUCCGACAUAAACAGUGAAUGCCUGCCAUUAUUACUCUACGCAUUUGUUUUACCAUCAGGUUUAUUUUAGAGCCGAGUAGUCGCGAGAAGCCAUGUUAAAGUUUUAACGUGAUAUAUGUUUUGAUCUCCUUCCGCGCGGCGAGCAGAAGCAUUACGGACGGGGAUCCAUUUAUACGUACAAUCGGUUUUGUGCUUCGUUUGAUUACAUUUCGAAGUUAUGACCGAUUUACUUGUUGUUAUUUUCAUCCUAUCCAAAGUUUAUUUCCAAUGUUUACCCCUGUUUUGCUGGUCGUAAUUUUUAAGUUGAGUGUGCGUGAUAGCUACUUCGUUCGUAUGAUAUUGAUGAUCUUUCUUUUUCAACUAAAUGGAGAGUUUACCUUCUGAAUGAUGCAAAUUAUAGUCGCGAUUGAUCGCGAUCGACGAUCGAAAAACGACAAGAACAGCUGUCCGAUACUGAUAUCUCGAGAAGAGGACUAUUUGCAAUGCAUUUAACCAAGAUUAGUUCUCCGGUUUUGCUUUUUUGAAAACAACUAACUGCAGUGCUGAGUACGGCCAGUAUCAAGUAUGAUUCGGUGGCAGAUUCGCUGAGAUAUGAACCGAUCAUCAAGAGUUUCCUCUAAUGGACAAACCUCCAAUCGCAAUUCUGCCGAUACUGGAGCAAGGAAGUCUUUACGAUCUCUGCAACAAGAAUCUGUGGCGCGGUUGUCGCAACCCAGAGCUUCCCAGGAUAACAAUAUGAUUUUUGCAGAAAAUCAUCGCAGUUCUAAAGAAAGCAAAGGCAAUGCUGCGGCUGAAGCUGUGAUUGCGGAACUUCAGAAAAAAUCGAGCAAGGCAUCCACAUCUAAUGCAACCUUUAAAAGAAACCCUACAAAACCCAGCGUCGGACGACAUGAAAACUCAAACGCUGUGGAUGCUACGCACGGAGGGAGGCAACUAGAAAAUUUGUCCACAAUGCGCAGUACAAAGGAUGCACUAGGUCACACUGAAAAGGCUGCAUACGAAUACAACAGCAAGAAAACCAGCCAGCCAACGGUGACCGACUUGCACGGACGUGAUCCAAAUGUUAAUGCGGAUGGCCGAAAAAGCAAUCCGCCUGUACAGUUACGCAGCUCAAGGGAAGAGCGCGCUAUCAAACGCAUUCCUGUUGAUGAACGAAAGCAGAGAGAAGGAAGAGCGUCGUUACAUUCAAAAGAAGGCAAAGGUCAUAACGAGUUCAACAACUCGCAGUUGCCCAACCGUUCAAAAACAUCUGAUGCACCCAGACAAAAGGUUUCAAAUACAAAAACGUCCAUGUCUUCGCGAGCACGACCUGCUCAGCCGCAAUCCUUAACACAGUUUUACGACGAAGCGGAAAAGAUUUUAGCUGCGCUGCCUUCGGAGGACGAUGUAUCUGCUGAAUCCGAUGACAGUCAGAAAACGUUUAUCGCCAAAAAUGGUACACCUAAUGCUUACGGACAACGCUCUGAUUCCAUCAAAAUUCGUCCCGGAUUCCAACGGCAGUAUAGUCAUCCCAGUUUCCCGAGUGAUCAGCAGUAUCCAUCUCCUUACAAGGAUAUAGACGAUAGCAGUCGCGGUCGUAAACGAUCAUCCAGCGUGCAAAAGGAGGCCAAAAUGCGGGUAAAUACAGCACUGCCUGAAGAUGUGUACAUCCAACCUGAAUGUUAUCGGAUUCCAGAGGAUGAGCAAGCCGAGCGCGCCAAGUACUUUGGUCUAAUCUUCAACUGUCUCAAUGAAUCUCGUGCGGCUAAUUUUGCACAAAACCCUAUUGUGAAGCAUUAUCUGAGGAAGCGUACCCACAUGGACCACGACUGUACGGUGAAAGUUCCGCUUCGCGAGUUCAUGGAAUGGAAGAUGGAGCUAUCCAAUUUAGAAGAGGAACUUCGUCGGAGUAUUCACAAGCAGAAGAAUCUCGAUUUCAUGUUCGCCGAUGUUAUGGGGACAAUAAACGAUUUAACUGGCGUUGAUGAUGAGUUCCUAGACGAGUUGAACGCUUCGGGUGAACAGUACGCGGAUAUCCACGAAGAAGUUUUGGUCAGGCUUCUCCAGAAACACGAAUGGCUGUUAACUCUGCGAGACGACUUUCAAGACUAUCUUCGCAUAAUGCACAAACGGAACGUGCAACUGGCCGAAGACAUCCGAGCUCGAGAAUUCAACCGGCAGCGUCAGGCACGUGAGGUCACACGACUGGCAGCUAGCCAGCUCAAACAGUAUACUGCCGAGGUGAAACGCGCACAAACCGAUGGAAAACGUUUUGAACGACUGAUGGCGUAUCAGCUGGAGAAAGCGAGAAAUCUCGAUAAAGACAAAGCGCUGCAGCGACGAGACAUGGUCGAAAAGGCCGCUUUAAGGCACGAGCAAUAUGUGCGGAAACAACGAAGAAGCAGCAGUGAUGGACGGCAGAGUUUGUCAAAGUACGACAAGAUUAACAAGCCCUUCCGCCAUGAUUCACGCGAAUUUCCUCCGCAAGUUGCCGCUGCAAUAUCGGAGCUGCUACCUUCUCCCGCCAACCCAAAGCGGUUUUCUUCAGGAUCACUUCGGAGUCCCGUACAAUCGGAGCAAACUGUUCCUCCAUGGAGUCCUUCGAAGAAAGAAGCACCUUCAAAAAUCAGCAGUAAAGAUUCCUCCAUUCCACCACGACCACCAGCACGUUUAAGCACACAUCAUCCAGAAGAGCCGCUACCACUGGAGAAGUCAACGCUGGAAUGGGGAGAUGAAUAUGACAUAGAGGAUGACCAUUUACGAGAGGCUCCAAGUACGCUGGACGUCCCAUCCUUCGUAUCAGAUCUCACCGAUCCAGACGCUAGCCAACAGGGGAGCAGUAUUCCGCCAUGCAUGUUUCUGAAAAGUGCUGAUGGAUUACUUGAUAUGCCACAUUGCGUUAGCUAUUUCGGCGACUACACGUCUGCUGUCGAUCGUGGUCUUUCCGAAACCGAGCCACCACCAAAUACGCUGGCUCCAGUAAUGGUACAAGAUGCCGAAACCAGCACACACGAUCUCCUAGAACACACACCGGUUACCCUAAAGAAAACAGUCUCGACCCUGCCUAGAGCGCCAUCGAGGAGGAUUUCUGAAAGUCGUCAUCUGACGAUACCGGUACAGCGCAGCGGUAUGGCGACCCAGCAUAGUGGGACAAAUAUUGCGCAUGCCGGAAUCCAGCCGAGUGCCGUCAGCGCCGCUGAUGUGUCUCAUGUUGGUGUGCAGCCAAGUAGCAUGAGUGCAGCCAGCUUUACUCACGCCGGCGUCCAACCCAGCGCUAUACGAAGCGAUAACAUGUUCGCCCACACUGGAAUUCAACCGAGCGGUAUCGUUGAGCCGAGCAGAAUGCAUAUGGGCGUCCAGCCUAGCGGCAUCGAUACCUUCCACGCCGGCACACAGCACAGUGCAAUGGAGAUGUCCCGUGUUCCAUCACAGCGAAGUAUGCGUGCCGUUAGUCCGAAGGUAUCACGGCACCAUAUCGGCGUGCAACCAAGUGCUGUUAGCGGACCCAGUACAACACACGUGGGUGUGCAGCCAAGCACUGUGACGGGACCUAGUCUGAUGCAUAUGGGCACCCAACCGAGUGGUGUGAGCGGACCUAGUCGCAUGCAUAUGGGAACACAACCAAGUGGCAUCGACACGUUUCAUGCAGGCACUCAGCAUGGUAAUGUCGAUUUGCUCCCCGCACCUUCCCAGCGAAACAUGAAGAAUGCAAACCCAUUACCAUCUCGCUCUCGCCAACACAUCGGAGUACAGCCGAGCGCGAGCACCCUUCAGGACGCAAGAAGCCGACAAGUAGCGCCAGAUUUUGCUCACAUGGACACACAGACCAAAGCAUCACACCAAGGUUUAAUACCACUCGGCUCCGAAAAAGUCCAUGCCGGGAUACAGCCCAGUAUCGAAAUGCGCUCCACAUAUCCCAAUCAUCUGGAACCGCCUUUCCUUGGUCGACAUAUUGAAAGUGGUACACAGCACAGUAAUACAGACGUCGUCAGAGUUCGGCCGCAAAACACCUUGGGAAAGCAGCCAAGCUGGCAGAAUCUAAGCCCACCAGAGGAUGUUCUUGGUGGUGCGCAAAGGUCGUACGUCGGUACUCCCGGCAGCAAAACUGAUCUUGGCCACUCCUCCAGUCAACAAGAUUUAGGAAUUCCUCAUGGAAUACAGCAGCCGAGUGCGGCGCAUUUCGAACAGGCUUCACAGCUGCUGUCACCCCAUGCUUAUCCAAGUCGUAUGGCACACAAAGCUCCAAGUGUGGAAUCGUCGGUAGAAACAGCUCGAAUGCAGCCCACGCAGUCCAGAGGUCCAGUUUCCCAACAGUCAUCUAUGCGUUCACAGGAACUCACACCCUUUCGUCCAGCGCCUCUAUCCAUGUUCAUGCCACAUGAUGACAUCCACGACAAUAAGCUAUCUACACGAGCCGAUCUCGCCACUAGCCGUCAAGGUUUGAACAUAAAUAAAUCCGUUUCUGAGGGGUAUAUUCCAUCGACACAACAAACCAUCAAUGGGAAAAAGUAUAUCCUAAUACCCACGAAAAGCCGAACAGCCGAUGUUGGCACUUUCCUGUCGGCGCAGCUUUCGGCCCACGAUCUGGCCCAUAGCCCGCAUGACGCCACCACCCAAACUGAGCUGUCCAUAUCCAGCUCUAAAACUGUCGUGUCUCAACGGGAACUUGACUUGUUACGUAAACGUUCUCCUGUACGAAUUAGUCCUUCUGUUAAAUCUGUCGGCGUAUCGCCCCAUGUAUCGCCGCAACCAUCGAUAACAGAACUUCCACCAAAUGGACUAACUAUGGAUAUACCAGAAUCCAAAAGUAAGCUUCAAACCAAAAGUGCUGAAUCGUUCGACGUAAAACCAGGAUCACAGGAAGACUUGACUCAAGCUUCAGAAACCAAAUCUUCCACAUCACCCUCGGAUGGACCGGAUGGUCUGCAUAUUACUGGUGGAUGCCGGGUACUGGGCUUCGAUCAGGCUGUCCCGGAUCUUCCAGUGUGUCCACCCGAUCAGGCAGAAACGGAUUCCGAAACUCCGCCAAUGGAUGCGACAGUCUCAUCAGCUGCUUCUAUGGUGAAACUUAAACCUGAUCCUUUGUCCAUGUUUAUGGCAAACGAAGACCACAAAGGUGACGAAAUAGCCACCAGAUCCGACCCACCUGUAGAUAAAAGUAAAGCAGACAUGGAGGAAGAAAUGGUGCCGCUGGAAACAAUCAGACAAGAGUCAGCCAACAUCGUCGACGCGAUUUCGCGAACCGCUCAGGACGAAACUGAUGAAAAGGAAGAAGGUGACAGUGUCGUACCGGAGAUCAUCAGUCCCAGCAAUACAUCAGUUGAAGAACGGUCGGUGACUAACUUAUCGAAACCAGCUUCUGAAGCUUCCUUUGUGAAAUUGCAAGCCGAUCCGCUGUCCAUGUUUGCGCUAAGUGAUCAGCCUAACGCUCUGACCACUCGAGCUGAUAAAGCAAUUGAUAAAAGUGGAUCGGCUCUCUCCUUCAGUGAAGAGGCACAAGCGCACGAAGAAGAGCAACCGGUUGCCAGAGCUGGUGCCAUAGCGGAGGGAUCAUCCAACGCAGCAGAAACAAGGCAGGAAGCGGAGGACUUAAACAAAGCAGCUACUUCGGUCAUUAUUGAACUGCCGGAAGUACCCGAAAGUCUUUUGGAGGCAUCUGAAAAUGAAUCGGACGAACUGCAAGGUCUAGAAUCGCUGUCUGGGCUACCAACAGCAUACGCCAAUGCUCGGGCGGUUAGCUCAACCUACUCCCUUCCUGGGUUUUUGAAACAUCGAGAUGACGCCCCGCAGGUUAUUUCUCCGAGACUGGCUGUUCCUUCCCGAAGGCACUUCAAGCCAUCAAAGUCUGCAUCUGCGCUUGAUAAGAGCUCGCAGCUAAAUCUUCCAUCUGCUCAUUCCAGAACAUUACUUGUUCCCACACCAUCCGCUGUCAGGUCAUCGGAUUCAACCGCUGCUUUAGGUAAGGAAAUUGUGGAUGAAAUUACUACUGGUACUCCGAGCCAUCACGAACAUGAUCACCUUCAAGCGACAACGGUUUCAGUACCGCCAACACCUUCUCACUCUCUCCUUACGUUGCCUCAUUCGGCGGUAUCAACUGCAGAGUCAUCAGAACGCCUUGGGAAUAUUCUAGUUGAUGACAUUGUGCAACAUAGCACUGAUGCCGCCGGCCGAAGUCCUUCAGCGAUGGAGAUGGAGUCAUCUCGUUCGCGUAGCGCGUUGCCAUCUGAGAAAUUCGUAGCUGUUUCAGAAUCAAAGAGCACAGAACGUGGACUUCAUCCGCUACAAGCCCAUGUUCUGCCCACGCCUCUUCACUCCCAUAUUCCGUUAAUUACAGAUCCGGAGCUGGUAACUGACGUCAAAUCUCAUCCACAAGCAUCCCGCUCAUACAUUGACCCAGAAGGCCGCCAUCCCUCUUCGACGACUCUAGCUCCCAGUAGCAGUAACAUCAGCAUCUGGCAACCGCCCAGUGAAAUGUCGAUUGAUGCAUCAGACACGGUUAUUGCACAUACUCCUGUUGGUGUUAAAGAAACUCGUUCUUUCGUUAUCCCGGUAGCUUCUGUCGGAAAAGUUCAGAAUGAAAGCAAAGAACUACUUAAAGGUCACGAAGAAGAUCAGCCACCAGUACACUUAAUGGUUCCAAAGAAAAUGGUGGAACCGUCUGUUAGUAAUCUGAGUAUUUGGGAACCUCAAAGUCAGAUGUCACUUGCAUCGGAUCAUUCGAUUGGUGGCCAAAACAGUCAAGCGGCUUUGCCAGAAACUGGACAUGAUGUUUCCGAACCGCAGUUGUCCGGCAGUAGAUCUCGUGUGGGCAACGAGGCCACAGUAAACUACGCAGAUGCCCAUUUAAUGCCUCCUGAACAACCACCACAACCGUCCACCAGCAAUCUCAGUUUGUGGGAACCACCAAGCCAGCUUUCACUUGCAUCUGGUCAUUCGCUUGUUAAUAGCGACACUCCAAGCGGGCAGCAGUUAAGGGCAAACCAGGAGCCGUAUCCUUUUGGCGAGACUCCAAGUCGAGGUCCUUCUCGUACACAAGUUGCUGAUGACGUUUACCCUGGAAGGUCUGAAGUAUCAGAUGAGCUAAGAGCGGGAGCAUUACAGCCAGAAGGAAGUCAUUACUCUUUGACGGAAUUUCCUAGCCAGGUAUCCAUUAAUGAAUCAAACGAAAGUAUGCAUUCAAGUUCGGCGCACGAACCAGGUUUCCCUGUUAAAAGUGCACCUUCGGUUGCUCACUCAACCAGCCGACAAGGUGACAUUGUUCCAUCUGUCUCCAUUUUUCACCCGCCGCAUACGGAUGGGUCACGCACAAGACCAGACACCAUCGCUCAGCCGGCUCUGGAUGAUAUUCCCACAUAUCCAUCGGCUGAUAAGUCUGCCAGUCGAAGCGAAUUUGAGCUACACGAAAUACCAAGCCAGUUAUCCGUAGAAUCUUCUAGAAGUUUUGCCAACCGAAACCCAUCUCAAGGAUUACUCCACUCCGAACCGGAAGGAAAUGCAGUCAGACCGGAGGCGAUUUCUUCACAACACUUAGCACCCAACAGCGGGACAGCAAUAAAAUCAAGUCGCUCGUUAAAUGAUCAAGCAUCAGCCAUACGUCCUGUAGUUUCAACCAUCCAGACAUCGAAAAGUGCGGACGCUUCACUUGUACCGUCUGAGCACGCUGCAGAAGUCGAAAGUAAUUACUCUCUAUUUCCUGUACCUAGUCAAGUUUCGAUCCAGGAGUCUCGGAGUGGAUUAUCUGUUGCUCCAUCAAAGUCCAAUCAAUCCAUUGAGCAGAAUACUAUGGAUGACAAUCGUAUAGGUACUCAGGAUCAACCAUUUGCAGAACCGGACCUCACAGCUGAGAGAACUGACGAGAAUGUUUCACAUUCUGUUCUCGAACAUGGCGGACAGUUUCAUGGAGACGUAAGUCCCAACCAAAGCGAAAUGGAAAUGUACCACAUCCCGAGUCAGUUGUCUGUGGAACCGUCCGGCGUUUCUCAGGGUAAAAUACCUACAGAAGACCACAGUGUCAUGCCUAUGCCGUCAAAUACGGCUCUACAGAGAACGUCUCCCAACCCACCUGACCAUUUGCGACCACAAACUGCAUCCCAUACACAUGUUGACACGUCACCAUCACCUGCAAGUUCAUUUGACCUUUCUAGAGUUGAAAGCGAAGCAGCUCGAAUAGCCGCCACGUCCUCUGAAAGCUCGAAAUCUGAUGUGGUGAAUGCUACGGAUAACGACAAAAGCCCCAAUCAAACGACCGUUCAACCUUCUCCUUCGCAGUCAAAUGAAACAUCAUCCGAAAGUAGUCACUUUGACCAUGACGAAAAGCAGCAUUUUGAACAGUACCUGGCUUCCCAUGACAGUGAAAAGUUGCGGCGUGAUUCCAGCUCACUGCGUGAGCGCAUUAUUAGUCCCCAUCUCCUAAAAGAGACGUCCUCAAUGAAUAUGUCCAGGGCCGCUAGCCCUAAGGAUACGCAUGAAGAGUUGCCGCAUUACGGUGCUCGAAGGAAAUCGUCUACCCACAUGCAUAUGCCGUCCGGGAAAAGUGAGGACGACCUUUAUCGGCACCAAGACCUCCACGCUUUACAGCGCACAUACCGAGAUAAGGAAUACGCACGUUCGCCAAGUGAAGAUGCUAAGUCUAUUGAAUCCAGGCCGGCUCCAUCUACAGAAAUGAUGUCCUCUCAAAGUCCUUCGACUGACGUUUCGCGCGCAAACUCACCAAUAAGAAAAAACGAUGAAAGUUCACCGAAUGAACAGCGAACAGAUCAAUCACCUCAUUCAGAAUCAGAAUACACAAGCAGUCCUGAAGGCACUCAGUCCGAAAAAGCCAAUACGAUUCGUCGUCUGCAGCGAGUUUGAAUGUUAACGAAAACCGUCAGGAUAAACUGCCACGAGCUGAAGAACCAGCUGUGACCACACCCUCUCGCCCGAGCAGUAGCCGGUCCGCAGAAAGCGGCCAUUAUGGUCGCAGCCCCUCGCCAGCGUCGUCCAGCACAAUGUCUACCAGUUCGAUUGACAUAUCUAAAAUGGAGCAAAAUGCCGCACUGGCUGCUUCUGACGUUAGCGGUGUUCCUCAGAACACACCUUCCACAACUGAGGACCCUAAUGCCCCUCACGAGGCUCACGCCGCAACAACAGAUCGGAACGAUGCACAUCCGCAACAUCAAACGGACAUUCGCAUCGAAGUUUUACCUGCCGAAUCUGGCUCGGGACAGGUCAACGUAAACGCCCAAAUCAAGAAGCAGG
Molecule: messenger RNA, 9398 nt
Organism: Paramacrobiotus metropolitanus
Lineage: Eukaryota; Metazoa; Tardigrada; Eutardigrada; Parachela; Macrobiotidae
Exons: 12
Coding region: 774-9011 (2745 amino acids)
Source: RefSeq, a predicted model, not a curated record